This is a messenger RNA of Venustampulla echinocandica, 2967 nucleotides long. RefSeq names its product putative ASI3 putative integral membrane E3 ubiquitin ligase. NCBI's taxonomy places the organism in Eukaryota, Fungi, Ascomycota, Leotiomycetes, Helotiales, Pleuroascaceae. The record is from RefSeq and is a predicted model, not a curated record. The transcript has a single exon. Gene Ontology annotation, biological process: protein ubiquitination; ubiquitin-dependent protein catabolic process. Gene Ontology annotation, molecular function: ubiquitin protein ligase activity. Bases 1 to 2967 code for a protein of 988 amino acids.
AUGGACGCAUUCCAUCAGACACCUAGGUUCGACCUUGGAUCUUGGGCUGCCAACUGGACUGCCUUCAAUGCUACGCAGUAUGUCCCGUCCGCCCGAGAUCUCGCGCUCGCGGGGCCGAGAAUGGUCAUGAAACUUGGGUCCUUCCUCGCGCUUCCCGAAGCUGUCGACAAUAUAUUUGGAGCACAGAUGGGGGAGAGAAUUAUACCGGAAGCCACCAGAGGAGGAGCUGGAGCUGGAAUAGUGGAAGCGGUAACAACGGCGGCGGUUUCUGCCCGGGAGGUGGCCCAGUCGGCAACUGAGAUACUGGUCGACGUCGAUGAUCAAACGGCAGGUCUUGCCUCGAGGUUCUCGCUGGAGGGCGCGCGAAGCCUAGGCAAUAUCUUCGGAUAUGUAACGAGCAAGUGGGCAAUUCUAUGCUUCGUCAUGGCCAUUGUCCUGAACCGGACUCAAAUCUAUGCUUCAACAAGACGGAACCUUGUACUUCCCUGGAAGGUACGGCUCGCUGUGCGUAUGAUGCCGAUCGUCCUGCUUCUGGUACAAUGCCAAACCCUACUCCAAUCGAUCCAAUGUCAGACAUCGCCAGAUUUUGCUUUGCUUCGCUGGGGAAAUGCUUCGAAGUCCUCGGAAUUGAUGUUCACGCAGGAUGGAGGACUGUUACAUACGAUGAGCUCGACGCUACUAUUUGGAGCAACGGACGAGGAAUCAUGCUUAGCUGUCAACAUGAUCCCCCCCCAAUAUGACGCGGAAUCAAGCAAUCUCAAGUCAGGACAGCCUCGUCUGGUGUUAACGGGAUCCCUAUCUCGUCUGUGGCCAUUGUUCAAGAUCUUCAGCUUCAGUCAGAUUGUCGAGAGCAUCUCUUGUGCAGUCCAAGGCCGCCAAACAGCCGCAGAAACAGGAAUGACUAUUUUCGAACAUUCCCUGGCAUUUGCCGAAGCUGAAGCAGCAGUCGGUAACCAGCUGGGAUUUGGUUCGUUUGGAGGAUCAAAAACCGUCACAGCUUGGACAAACUCCACAACUGAAGAAGCACAAAAAAUUGCAAUAACACGUACAAUGAUCAUGGAGCGUGUCAACACGCCACCGGAAGUGCUCCUUGUUGCAUUUUUCUCGAGUAUGAACCACCUUACAAAUCAUAUCUUUGCGAUCUUCAAUAUCCAGGGACGGAUGCGGCUCCUUAACACCGGUUUCUGGGGGUUGGCAUUCAUGUCUGCUAUUUCAUGGGGUAUGUGGACGUUUUCUAUGGAUGAUUAUCCCAGCCAAAGAUUGCUCAGGUUUCCAACCGUCUGCAUCGUAGGCUUCAUACCCCACGUCUUAGUGCUCUUUGGUAUCACUGUCUGCCUGACGAUAUAUGGUGCUGCUCUGAUACUGUCCGCAUUAGCCCCGCCUGCUAAUGGCGAUGGAAUUGCUGCUGAGAAUGGUAUCGACGAUGCACCACAGACUGGAUCAACCUUUCUUCGCAGACUGAGAAAUGCACACCAGAACAUGCAGGCGAACGUUCCGUUCUCCAAUAUCCGCAUUUCAAUGCAUAUGGACUUUUACACUGCACUGCUGAGAGCUGGAUUCAGCGUCAUGACUAUGGCUAGCGAGGCUGUUUAUUUGAACGAGAGCCGGGGAGUUGCUAUAAAGGAGCGAACUUGGUUGGAGGAAGAACGGUUACAAGAAAUUGAGGCCCUUGGUGCUCAAUGGCUGGGGCCUAGUUUCGCACUUCGCGAUCACGAGUCGUUGGGUGACGGGUUGUCUCAUGGUGUUGGACUCGUGGCAGCUACGGACCAGCCAAUGAAUUUGUUACGGAAGUCGUCCAGUGGUUAUGCAAGAGAGAUGACUACGAAGAAAAAGACUGGCACCAAGGGACACGAUCGGGUGAUUCGAGAUGGAGUCGGAGCUACGGAGCGAAGUGGAAGAUGGAUAAUGGCGUUGGAGUUUUUCUGGGGCAUCAACAGAUUAGUACUCAGCUGGUGGGCAUCUGCUGCGCUAAAAUUUCUUGCAAAGGCAGGAUUCCAGACCAGGCCAACCAUUCUGGUGUGGCUUGCACGGAGAUCUAAACCGAAUUCUUCUGAGAAGGCAAAACGAGAUAGCAACGACCCCGACUCAUUAAACUUCUGGCUACUCAGUAUCGACGGGGAAUUGACUUUGCCGAAGGAUGAGAACGUUGAUGUUGAAGAAGAAAUGAGAAACCGGAUUCGGAACAGCCAAGGCUCGUCGGCUUUGACAGGUGCUCAAGAGACCAAGCUGGAAUCAACUCUAUAUACCUGGUGGCUCAGCGGCGGGUGGUGGGGCGGCGAUGAUAGCAGUGGUGAUUUCGUUCCCAGUGAGAAUGAGAUCGAUGACGAUACUACUAGCGUUGUCUCCUUUUCAACAACAGGAGAUGAUCAGGAAUGGGAGUCGGAUAAUGAUGGCCAAAGAACACCCACUCAAAGAUCUCCGCAAGUGUCUCGGGAGUCAACCCCUUUUAACGACACCCCUCUCAAUACUGCCGACCUGGCGCAACUCUUGCACCCCAAGACGCCUGAACAUCGAGCUGAGGCUCAAGCUCUAGCUGUCCACCUCUCAAGUCCCAAUAUCGUUACCCGCUCUCGUUACCGAGCCAUCGCCCAACGCGAACGCGCCAAAGUCCUGACAUCCACCCUCCACCGCCCAGCAGACUUUUCUGCCUCCUCCACAUCGGGGAAGCUCACUCCUGAAGAAGAAACAGAACUCCUUGAACACCUCAUCAUCACGAGUCGCGGCCUCAAAGCCUCCACAUCUUCACAAUCGCACCCUGCAGCCUGGGCUAAAGGUGCUUCUGGCAUGGGCGAAGGUGGGCCUCAAUGUGUGGUCUGCCAGAGUAGCCCGAGAAGCAUUAUUGUCUGGCCUUGCAGGUGUUUGAGUUUGUGUGAUGACUGCAGAGUUACGCUGGCGAUGAAUAACUUUGAUAAGUGUGUUUGUUGCCGGAGAGAUGUUGCCAGCUUCAGUCGUAUCUUUGUGCCUUGA